This is a messenger RNA of Mesocricetus auratus (golden hamster), 2351 nucleotides long. RefSeq names its product NXPE family member 2. The record is from RefSeq and is a predicted model, not a curated record. The coding region runs from base 190 to 1866 and encodes 558 amino acids. The transcript is spliced from 6 exons. Lineage: Eukaryota; Metazoa; Chordata; Mammalia; Rodentia; Cricetidae.
GGCUGGGGAGAGGCAGGAAGUUGGCUUGAAAUGCGACUGAUCGAAACUUCCUAACGCUGGGGUUUGGGGGUAUGUGAUAACAACUUUACUCGGAAAGAUCGUUCCACCUGCAAACAUCCAUAAGGAAACAGAUGCAAAACACAAGCCUGGUGAUGUCCUGGAGGCCUGCUAUAUAUAUAGAGUGAGGACAUGGCUGCUCUAAGGACACUGCUCGCUUUGUUUCCAAAUGCUUCAGCCCGGAAACUGCUCCUGAUGAUGCUAUUUGUCUUAGUUUUCUGGUUAGUCUUCAUGGCCUCAAAAGACCACACAGAGUUUUUGCUUCACAUUAACAACCCUAUCAACCUGAGACGAUGGCACAUCUUCAAGGAUUUGUUGCACUCCGAAAGGCGGCUUCAGAACACCACAUCAGCCUCACCAGUAGAGGCAGACCUGAUGAUGGUCACAGAGAUCCUGGAGAAGCUAAACCGGCAGAUCCCACCCAGACCCUUCACCCACCUCAACACCACCACCAGCGCCAAAGAGAGCAGAGCCACCAUCCUCAACCCUCGGGGCACAUACUGCAUAGGCGACCAACUGGAUGUCCUGCUGGUAGCCAAGGACUACUUUGGUCACAAGAAGAAGUAUGGUGGGGACUUCCUGAGGGCCAGGAUAUUUUCUCCAGCCCUGAAGGCUGGCGCUUCUGGAAAGGUGACAGACUUCAACAAUGGCACCUAUGUUGUCAGCUUCACUCUGUUCUGGGAAGGCCCAGUCUCCCCGUCUAUCCUACUCAUGCAUCCCAGUGAAGGGGUGUCAGCUCUCUGGAGAGCUAGGAACCAAGGCUAUGACAGAAUCAUCUUCACUGGCCAGUUUCUUAACGGCACCUCCCCUGUCUUCACUGAAUGUAGCCUGACCUUAAACGCAAAUACUGAGCAGUGUCAAUACCUGGAUGCUCGGGAUCAUGAAGCCUUCUACUGCAUAAAGCCUACACAUGUUCCCUGCGAGGCCCUGACGCACAUGAGAACCAAUAAUAAUAAUGUCUCCUACCUCAGUCUUAAGGAACAUCUCCUUUUCCGGAGGUUCAACAUGGCAGUUGAAAUGGUGAAGAAUUUGACCAUCACAGUCUCACCAUGUAACAGGAUUGAAACCAAGAAAAGGAAAUGUCAAAUUGGAAUGAAGACUCCUUUCCCCAGUGGCUAUACUUUCAAAGGAAAGUGGAUUUCAACAUUUUGCCAGCAGAAUAUGUUCAGUGACAUAAAAGAUAUAAAUAACUGCUUGACAAGAAAACUGAUUUACCUCAUGGGUGAUUCCACACUGCGCCAGUGGGUGUACUACCUAAAUAAAGUUGUGAAAACUCUAACAUUUUUUGACGAUCAUGGAACUGGAAUGUUUCACACUCAUGUACUUCUGGAUACUAACCGACAUAUUUUGGUACAAUGGAAAAAACACGGCCAUCCCUUUGUUACUAAAAAGCUGUUCUCAGUGAAAGAUGACAACUAUAUCCCACGGGAAAUUGACCAGGUGGCAGGAGACAGCGGCACAGCAAUUGUCAUUAGUUUUGGCCAACACUUCAGACCCUUUCCCAUCAACAUUUUCAUCCGUAGGGCCAUCAACGUCAAAAAGGCCAUAGAGAGACUGUUCCUACGAAGCCCGGACACCAAGGUGAUAAUUAAAACCGAAAAUAUCAGAGAAGUAAAUGAAAAUGCAGAGAUAUUCAGUGACUUCCAUGGCAGCAUUCAGAAUCUUAUUUUAAGAGACAUUUUCAGGGAUCUUAAUGUGGGUAUUAUUGAUGCUUGGGACAUGACAAUUGCAUAUCGCAGUGAGGAUGUCCACCCACCUAACAGCGUGAUUGAAAGUCAGAUUGCCAUGUUCUUAAACUACAUUUGCUAGAGGUUCUUAAGGUGUAGAAAACAUCUCUAGCCCUCUCUACUCUUGUUCUCUCCAAUCUCAAAUGUACCACAUAGACAACACAAUCUAUGUGUAGAUGGAAGUUUCUGUUCCGCCCGGCCCAACAGCCAUUAGUCACAAAUAAAUACACAGAAGUUUAUAUUAAUUUAAAAUUGUUUGACCAGUGGCUCAGGCUUCUUAUUGUCUAGCUCUCUCUUAAUUAUUAGGUUACAAAGAAAAGUGACUGCUGAACAAGGUUCUUACUUCAUCAAAAAUUCUGCCAGACAUUCUGAGCCUAUAGGCUAAAGAGGGAUGCCCCAACAUUACAGAAGUCUGUAAGUCUAUAGUCUAGAGUCUAUACCUUCUGGGGUCUUUGAUGGAGUUGAAGACAGAUAGUUAUGGCUUUCCUUAGUUAUGAUAAAAGAUAAGUUACAUAUAAAACUUUAGACUCGCAAAGAUAGGAUAGAUGAUAGAAUAUUUUCUUUAAA